CGCGUGUCUUCAUACGUCUCAUAAUAAACAGAUGGCUGCUGUUGCUUGCUCGUGUCAUCCAAGGUUGCGUCAGAAUUGUGCACAUUGACUUUCCCUUGUAGCCAUGGGUGUACAUGCAAACCGUGCGAAUUCAAAGACUGCUAUUUCCUCGAUACAAGAAUGUUGGCUGUGAGGUGUGGAAAAUCCCAAAUAUGACUUGAAGAAGAGACGCUAUUUAAAAAAACAAACAAAGCAGAAGGAUGGCUUUUUCGAAGAGCAAAUUACUUUGGCAGUCCAAAUUCUGGACGUAUGUGCUCCUUUUUGUAGUAUGUCUUCCUUCACUUGUAUCUGCAAGUAAAAAGAGCUCGCGCAUGAAAGAAACGAUAAGUAACACAGAGCUUUUGUCUGAAACUGAUGAUGAAACUCUGCUGAUAUCAACCUUGGAUGGUGCCCUUCAUGCCAUUACCAAGUCCUCAGGAGCUCACAAGUGGACACUGAAAGAUGAUCCUGUAAUAAUAAAUCCAACAGAUUCUUCUCAGCCACCCAUCCCACAGUUCUUCCCCAAUCCUCAAGAUGGGUCAUUAUAUAGGUACACUUUGGGUCGUGGAAGAGAUCCACUGAAGAAGCUCCCAUUCACCAUCCCGCAACUUGUGGCAAAUUCACCAUGCCGUUCCAGUGAUGGCAUUUUCUACCUUGGCAAAAAAACUGACUCAUGGGUCGGAGUGGACUCAAUCACUGGUGAGAAGCAGCUUGUGUUGGGGAUGGAUAUUGUAGACCGAAAGUGCCCUAAACCAUCUCGUAAUACUGUCUACUUUGGUCGCACUCUUUAUAACAUCAUUCUGUAUGAAGCAUCAACUGGAAAUAAGUGGAACAUCAGUUUCUCAGAAUAUGCUACAAGUGGCUCUUCAUCAACAGUGCAAGAUUAUGAUUUGGUUCACUACACAUCAACUGGUGAAGGAUCUAUCUUGACUGUGGAUCAGAUGACUGGUUCUCUCCUCUGGACACUGGAUCUACAAUCUCCAUUGGUUGCAAUGUACCAGCUUGGACCUGAUGGAGGACUACAGGCUGUUCCAACAACUACAGUUGCACCGCAGACCUUGAAUCAUUUUACAAAAGAAUUCAUGCACCUUACACAUCAGUCUCAAGAUGGUUCUGAUGGUCUCCUUAUAAAAAAACUCAGUCCAACAAUCUACAUUGGAGAGUGCAGCUCUGGUGUGUAUGCAUUGCCAGCACUAGUGGAUACAAACACAGUAACUAUUUCACGCAAAGAGUCUCAGUUGCUCCUAGAAGGCCCUCCUGGCUUUCGAGGUACACUAGGUUCUCGUCCAUCACAAACAGCAAGUGAUGCAGAAGAAGAAAAGAAACCUGAUGUACUAUUACUUGGGUAUUAUGAAGUACCAGAGAAAGUGAAGGCAGACCUGGCUAAGGCAACACCAGAGGAAUUAGCUGAUUUUAAUAAUCAUGUACUGCCCUUAGGCAUCACUCAUGAGAAAAAUGAAAGUAAUACAGCAGAGACAACAACUUAUCCUGGCCAAAAAUCCAAAGAGGAAAGGAAUCAUUUAAUUUUAGAGGGCAUGGAGCAAAUAAAAAAGAUGAAUUUUAGUUUUAUAGCUUCAGGAAAAAUGAUCAGAUGGUGGGGAGCCAUUUUUCAAGUAGCAUAUGGAUGGCUUUUUGCUGAUCCUAUCAACCUGCUGGUAGUGAUUCUUAUUUUAGGCCUUGGAGGAAUAGGCAUUCUUCUUUACAAACAGGCCAAGGAUUAUGCACGUCUAUCCCAAGAAAUGUCAUCUCGUAGACUUUGGUCCCAAGGGUCCAAUAGUUCAUCAGGUGGUUCAUCCACCAAUGUCACUGCACAAGUGGAAGAAUUAGAAGAUGGAUCUGUUCGUGUAGGGAAAAUAGAGUUUGAUCCUUUGCAGCUACUUGGUAAAGGAUGUGAUGGAACCUUUGUAUUUCAAGGCUCGUUUGAUGGACGCUCUGUUGCAGUGAAGAGAGUGCUUCCAAGGUGCUUCUCUAUCGCUGAUCGAGAGGUAGACCUUCUUCGGGAAAGCGAUCAGCAUCCUAAUGUGAUUAGAUAUUUUUGCACUGAACAGUGCCGUCAGUUCCGGUACAUAGCAUUAGAGCUGUGUAGUGCAACGCUUGAAGAUUUUGUGCAGGGGCGAAUUAAAGCAGAUAUCAGUGAUCAUACCAUCCUGCAUCAAGCGACAUCAGGCCUGCAACAUCUGCAUAACCUUGACAUUGGUGAGUGUUUUAGGAGACCACACAAUGUUCUUCUCUCAAUACCAAAUAAUCGUGGCCAAGUCCGUGCCAUGAUAUCUGAUUUUGGAUUGUGUAAACGGCUAGAAACAGGCCGAAUGUCCUUUUCAAGAAGGUCAGGCAUCACUGGUACUGAAGGAUGGAUUGCCCCUGAAAUGAUGCUACAUACAUCUCGACCAACUUGUAAAGUUGAUAUAUUUUCACUUGGGUGUGUGUAUUACUACCUCUUAACAAAGGGAAAACAUCCAUUUGGCUCUGUCCUUGAUAGACAGUCAAACAUCAUAUCAGGGAAAUAUCUACUUGAUGACCUAAGUGAUGAAAAAGAUGUCUGCUGUAGGAUUCUAAUAGAAAAAAUGAUUAGCAGCAAAGCAUCAGAACGCCCACCCAUAUCUGCCAUCCAAAAACACCCAUUCUACUGGAGUAAAGAGAAAGUUCUAGGUUUCUUCCAGGAUGUGAGUGAUCGUGUAGAGAAAGAAGGUGGAGACAGUUUGGUUGUGAUGAACCUUGAGCGAGGGAAUUUAGAUGUGGUUCGAGGAGACUGGCGUCAACACAUGCAUGCUGUCAUUGCAGAAGACCUUCGCAGAUUUAGAGAUUAUAAAGGAUGGUCUGUCAGGGAUCUCCUCAGAGCUCUUAGAAAUAAGAGAAACCAUUACCGGGAGCUUAAGGAGGAGGCCCGAAUAGUGUUUGGGCGCAUUCCAGAUGAGUUUGUAUCAUACUGGACAGACCGGUUUCCGAAAUUGCUCAUCCAUACUUGGAUUGCAAUGCAUUGUGUCAAGUCAGAACCUAUAUUCACAAAAUAUUAUGAUACUUUUUAUAACUUUUUCCAGGCUGAGGACUCUGACUCUGAAGUUGAAGAGGCAAUUCAGGAUGAUUUUUUGCAUGAAAAUUAUAGCUUCGCUCCCAAUAACCCCCACUGGACUGGGACCCCAAGAAUGUGGCCUGGAAGUAGUGUGCAAGAACAACAGAAUCCCUCCUACACCAUCUUGGAUUCUUUUAUAAAGAGAAGUCCUGGUAAAGGCACUAAUAACAGGGACAGUAAAGAAGACAAAACACCUGUCUGGGUAAUUCGCAAACCUCAUAAUACCUUUGAGCCUAGGUUCAAAGCAUCUGAAGUGAGGAGUCCAGGGAAUAUCGAUGGUCCAUGGAGAAGACUGCCAGAAGAAGCAAGGGAAAAGGAAAAGCUUCAGGAGAUCAGAAUUGAAAGUACAAGUGCUUCAAGCUUAUAUGAAAGGUCUGAAGAAUUAGAAUCAACAGAAAUUGUGAAUCCUACAAGCCAAGAAGAGAAAAGUCAGGGCUGUGAUGAUAAGUUAGAUAACAAAUCUUGUAUUGAUAUAGAUAAUCUUCAAGAUGAAGGGAGCAAAAUAGAAGAAAUUCCCCAAACUGAAAAAGGCAUCCCUGAUAAUAACAUCCAAGCUUGUUUGCCAGAGAAGCGAAGAGAUGCUUCUCAGUUGCGAUUCCGCCCAGUUAGAACAUCCCCAGAGAAACUGCCACCUGAGCCUGAUAAACAGAUCAAAAUAGUGACUGGCACGGGCAAAAAGAAGAAGACAAAAAAUAUUGUUAUAGGUGGAAAUGAAUGAUCGUAACCUAGUUACUAAACCCAUGAUGUGAAAGUUGGCACUUAGAAAUACAGUCUUUUAAUUUUAAUUUCCAUCAGAUGGAUUAAAUUAAAACUCAUUGCCUGCAGUCAAUCUUAUUUUCUCAUACUAUGAUUUAAUGUAGGAAGGAGUAUAUUUAAAAGAAAUUUAUGGAACAGACUUUUUUGUAACAAGUAAAGUUGUGUUGGGAUUUGCAGCAAAGGGAACAAAUGACAUGACAAGGAGAUUAGUUCAGUUUUAGAAGUUUUGGAAUACAGCCUUACUGUUUAAGGAAGGUAUAUAUUGCUUUGACAUAACUGUACUGUAAAAUAUGGUGGGGACAGAUAUCUGGUAAUAAGUGGACUACCAUUCCAUUAUAAUGGCUAUAAUCAAUGUGUUUCUUUAUGUGAUGGGAUCUCUCAUAUAUUUAUUUAGAGUAUUCUUAUAUAAUGUUAAAAAAAAUAUGUCAUAUGAUACAUAAAACAAAUGAGAGCCUAUUUUUUUUUGUUGUAUGCAGUUUGGAAACAAAAAAAUAACAGUAAUGAAUGUCUUUAUUUGAUACCAUAAUGUCAGUGAUGUGCAAUUUUGUUGUUCUGUUGGUUAUGUUAAAAAAAAUUGAUUCCUUACAAUAGUUUGAAAGUUCUGAAAUCUUUUCCUUGGUAAAUGUUAAAUACACUGAAUUCAUUACAAGGGAUUUAGUGUUUGAAGAGUCAUUUGUAAGCAACCAUAAAAAGUAGAAUGUCAUAGGUUUUGUGAACAAACAUUUUAUACAGUAGUAAUAAUACUGAUAUACAAAUAAUUAAAAGGAUAAUAUAGUCUCUUCUUUUUCAUAUUCUUAAUCUUCCUCAUGUAACUAUUACUAGAUACAAAGAGUUUAUUUUUAACUUGAAUUUGUUUAGUGAUUAAACAUAUUUCAAAGCUUUUUUGAUACAGAUGUUUGUAUAUCAUUCUGUAAUUUAGCAUGACAGCUUUCAUGCCAAUGUGAAAAAUGUUCAGUAGAUAUUUUUGUUAUUACUUACUGUUUGUAGAACAUUUUAGAUCCAUGAUGAUUUUAUGAUCUCAAUUUUCUUGAUAUAAUAAACUAUCAUUUCAAGGUAUGUUGUAGUUAUGUGCCUACUAAAUUCUGGAAGAGCUGUUUGUGAAUUAUGCCAAAGUAUUCAAAAUAUUUUAGUCAUAGAAAUAUUGUUUGGGGAUGAGAAAUUCAUAGUGAAUAGUUUAAAGCUAUAGUACAGGUUCUUCUCUAGUUUUGGAAGAGGCAAGUACUCAAGUAGUGGUAAAAAAUAGCCAAAUUAUACACAAAUUGUGCUAAUAACAUCAGGAAUGCCAGAUAACUUUAAGUUGAAAAAUAUGGUGCAUGAUGCAGUAUCUGUGGAAUAUUGCUAGCAGAUAGGCUAUACUAGAAGUUUGGAUAAUCAGAUGGUGGUUGUAGAUGGUUUCUUUUAUGAGGGUUAGCUCAAUAAUAAUUAUACUCUGCUACUUCCUUUCUAUAAAGCCUAACCAGAUUUUUGUUCAUUGUCUUUGAUGGUUACUAUUUUUGUUAUUGUUUAGGGAUGAGUAACAUGUUUCUUAUAUAUUCAUAUAAUUGAUAGUUUGUUCCAGCAAAAAUAAAAUUAUUUUUGCUUACCUUGACAAUAAUGAUAGAGCCACAGAAGUUGGUGCUGUUAUGAUUGUGAGAAUAUAUUCUUAUUUAUUAAUAAUACUCUGGAGAAAAGAUCUGCAGAGUGCUAGGAUUUUACUCAUGCUUAUCGGUGAAAUUAUUUUCUUCAUAUUAAAAAAAUAAAUAAAAACAGGAGAGAAACUACACAUAAUGGACAAUUGCUACAGAAUGUUCAGUACUUAAUCACAUUUUGUAUCAACUUCAUCAUAUUUAAAUGUAACAGACAUUUAUUUAUUUUUCCUAGAGCUUCUGUGUACAGCGGUUUAUAACAUGAUGUGGGACAAGAAUGCUGUCCUUGCACAUUUUUUAGACUUGUCUUUUUCUCAUGUGUUUUAAAUAGUGUUAUGUUUGUUUCACAUGUAUUCUGUAAGUAUUUUUAUCCCUU
This is a messenger RNA of Penaeus monodon (black tiger shrimp), 5845 nucleotides long. RefSeq names its product serine/threonine-protein kinase/endoribonuclease IRE1-like (gene Ire1). The record is from RefSeq and is a predicted model, not a curated record. Gene Ontology annotation, biological process: protein phosphorylation; mRNA processing; intrinsic apoptotic signaling pathway in response to endoplasmic reticulum stress. NCBI's taxonomy places the organism in Eukaryota, Metazoa, Arthropoda, Malacostraca, Decapoda, Penaeidae. Gene Ontology annotation, molecular function: RNA endonuclease activity; ATP binding; protein serine/threonine kinase activity. Gene Ontology annotation, cellular component: IRE1-TRAF2-ASK1 complex.